Amphibalanus amphitrite is the source of this 2022-nucleotide messenger RNA. It is a transcript of the gene Nufip, whose product is annotated as nuclear fragile X mental retardation-interacting protein 1-like. The coding region runs from base 63 to 1784 and encodes 573 amino acids. The record is from RefSeq and is a predicted model, not a curated record. Gene Ontology annotation, molecular function: RNA binding. Gene Ontology annotation, cellular component: nucleus. Lineage: Eukaryota; Metazoa; Arthropoda; Thecostraca; Balanomorpha; Balanidae. The transcript has 2 exons. Gene Ontology annotation, biological process: box C/D snoRNP assembly.
AGACCGGGCGAAACAUGCAACGGUCUUGCCGGAAAGCUCUGGAGGCCUGACCACUGACUGGGAUGGCGGCGCGACCGUUCUACUCGGCGCCGGUGAAGUACCGACCCGACUUCCCCCCUCCGCCGGGUCAGAUCCGCCUGCCGACGCCGCACGCUCAGACCGCUCCGGCAGCGCCGCCCGGCUUCACCAGCGACAAGCCGUGGAUGACACCGCACCUGGUGGCCGAGAUCCGGCGCCGCAACUUCCUGCAGAACCGGGCGGCGCGCUCCAGCUGCGAGGAGGACCGCGCCGCCGCCGACCAACAGCGCCAGCUCGUCAACCGGCUGGUGAAUGAGGCCAAGGAGCGCUUCUGCCUGGCGCACCCGGAGCGAACCGACGAGAUCCUGGCGUCGGACCGGCGCGCACGGCCUUUCCACUGCGGAUCGUGUGACCGCAGCUACGGCACACAGCAGCAGCUGGACGAGCACUGCCGAGAGCACGUGCGCUGCGGUCUGGAAGACUGCCCGUUCACUGCCCACCCGCGCGUUGUCGAGAAACAUGUGACCAUGCAGCACCAGACCGGACUGGCUAAGGUCAUCAUGGCGCUCAACACGCCCGAGGCGAUCGCGCGCUGGCGCGAGCAGCGGCGCGCCAACUUCUGUCGUCCCGAGUCGGCGGCGCGCCGGCAGGCCGAGCAGGCAGAGCGCGCGGCGCGCGGUAUCCGGAUACCGGAGCGGGGCGGCCGCUUCCCGCCGGCGCAGGAGCGGCCCGGGCGGGGUCGGGGACGCGGCCGCGGCCGCGGCGGCAGGGGCCGCGGUCGGGGAGCGCACCACCGUCCGCCUGCCCAGCAGCAGACAGCUCACUCAGACAGCGACGAGGAGGGAACGUGCCGCGGUCUGGCUCCUUUCACCGGAAUUCUGGCUGUGACGGCAUACACAGACGCCGUGUGCGAGAGCAAUGGCACAACGGAAAACCAGGACGCGGGAGAUCCGAAUGCAGCGGAAGAACAGGACAUGAAGAAACACGACGAAGUCAAUGGCCAAGAUGUCGUGAACGGUGACGCAGCGGAAGGCGAGGAUAUCACGAAUGGUGACGUAGCGGAGGGGGAUGACGGGAACGGUAGCGUAAAGCAGGAGCCCGCACCACCCCCUGUAGACGAGGACCCGCCGGCCGGACCGAAGUGCUCCCCAUCAGUACCCAGCGGGGGUGACAAGGUCCCGGAGAGACCCACGACGGUCGGCUCCGUACCGCCUCCCGGCCCCGGCUGUGACUCUCCGGCUACCGCUCCGGCCUCUGCGGACCGUCCCACCAACGGUAACUCGGGCGGCCGGGGCCAGUGGCGGCGGGGACGGGGACGGGGUCAGCGGGGCGGGGGCCGGGGAGGUGGCCCCGCACAGCCUCCCAGAAAACGGCGCCGUCCGCUGACCCUGCUAGAGAAACUGUUGGCAAACGACAUUCGUCGCGAGCGGAACAUCCUUCUGCAGUGUGUGCGGUAUGUGGUGAACGAGCAGUUCUUUGAUGGACGGCCGAUAGGUGGGGCGCGAGUGGCUCCCCCUGGUGGACAGAGCGCAGAGGAGGCAGCUGGUUCUCCCUCCGACCGGGCAGAACCAUCGGACAUUCCAACAUCGUCGGUAGGAGGUAGCGAUGCGGUGCCCGAGCAGCCGGCGCCAUAUUCUGCGGAAGAUACCGAGGUUUCGAAGCAAACUGCACCACAAGCAGAGGAUACCGAGAUGUCUGAACGGCCGGUUCCGCGGCUGCUGGGAGGAGCAUACUACGACUCUGACGCCAUAUCGGACUCAGAUUGAGCAGGACUGGUCUGAUCGCCAUUGGGUGACUCUCUCGGCCAGUGGACCUCAGCCUACAAGGGGAUGCGAGGGGAACUGUGAGCUCAUGGGAUCCUCUGUGAUUGCGAUACUGUGAGAGAACCAAUAUCCGCUGGUGACAUCUGUCAUACCAGCGAAGAGAUGGUUGAGUGUCUUGGUUGGUCGGCGAUGUCCUGUCGGUCAACUACGCUUGUUGAAAAUAAAGUGAACCGUUUAGUUA